Messenger RNA from Peronospora belbahrii, 930 nucleotides. NCBI's taxonomy places the organism in Eukaryota, Oomycota, Peronosporomycetes, Peronosporales, Peronosporaceae. The record is from the annotation of a GenBank genome assembly.
AUGGCGCUUAGUAAACCAAUGGAAAUGAUGGCAGCGGCCACUGCAGCGGGUGUGGGUGGCUUCUUGUCGACAAGUAUCUUACACCCUCUCGAUACACUCAAGACGCGGAUCCAGUCGGGGGCUUCAUUGCUUCCAGACGACAACAACGCUACGUUGUCCACGAAGAAAAACAAACAAAUGGCGCUUAUUAAGUCGUUGUACCAGGGUAUUCAGUACAAAGCAGCGGAGUCUUCGACCUCCAAGUUUAUGUACUUUUACGCGUACACAAUGCUGGCUCACAUGGUGGCGCCUAAAGACGGAAAACCUAUUGGCACGCUCACAGACCUUGGUAUUGGCUACCUAAGCGAGCUGUGUCAUCUACCAAUCACGAUGCCCAUGGAGCUUGUGGGCACGAGGAUGCAGACGGGUAUUGAAUCUGGCAGUAUGCUGCAAAUUCUUCGCUCUCUUAUCAAGAAAAGCGGUGUCGGAGGACUGUACAAAGGAUUUGGGGCUUACUUUGUAUUGUGUCUGCAACCGGCGAUUCAGUACACGGUGUUUGAGCGACUCAAGAAUGUGUAUCUGCUCAAGUUUAAGCAAGCAUCGCAGGCACUUGGCGCGUUAGAGGUCUUUGUACUCGGGGCUAUCGCGCGAUCUAUCGCGACAAUUGUUCUGUUUCCAUACAUUCGUGCCAAGGUACUGAUGCAAGCUAGGACAAAACAGAGCAGUGUAGAGGACCAAAUGGAAAGACAAGAGACCUGCAUUAAGCCAAAGAAGGAGACCAUCUCAUCAACUUUGCAACGUGUAUACAUCCAGGAGGGCCCGCUUGCACUCUAUCGCGGCCUUGGCCCAGAGCUUGCGAGGGGUGCGCUCUCUUCCGCACUAAUGCUCAUGAUCAAGGAGAAGGUUCAAAUGUAUAUAACGGUGCUCAUGAUCAUCGCCACCUCAGUGUAG